GCGCAUUGAGUCGCGUCGCCUAUCCAGUCAGGGGAGAGAAACGUGGUGUGAAUGCACCUUCACCGCCGAUGCAUUCGGCUUCCUCGACGGCGCACGGCACCGACACAAACAAGCCAUUGAAGUGUGAUUGAUUCUUACGAGGAAAGAGCUGGAGACUUCCACCGGCAAGACAUCUUGGUCGAAGCUUGACUUUUUCUUUUUUUUCAUUUCUUAGGAUGUACUGUUGUCCACUCGCGUUUCCCAUCUAGAGAGACUGGAUCCUGGGUAGGAUUAACAUUAAAUUCCGCUGUGGUAGCAGACUCCGAGAACACUUGGCCAAUCGGUCACCGAAGGGCUGGAAAGAGAGCAGAGUGAACCAAAACUACUUCGCUUUUCAUCUCACAGAUUUUUCUUCUACCAGAUCAGUUUUAAUGAAGACCCAGAUCCUCCACUGACCGUCUGGCUGAAGGGACUCCAAGAAGAAGCAUGGGGUCGUCAUGGAAACCUCUUCUCCUGCUUUCCUUAAUCAGCUGCCUUUCAGACGCGGGCCGGGCCUUCGGCUGGUCCUCUUCGUCAUCGCCAUCGUCGCCAUCACUCCACUCACGGACCAGACGUAGACAGGACUACAGAGGAGGAGGAGGAGGAGGAGGAGGAGGGGGGGGGGGGAGACGACUGGUCCUCCUUCACUUCCAGUCACCAUCCCCGCCACCCCCUCCAGCUGUCAGCACCCAGCUCGCUGGAGGAGGACUCCCUCAGCCAAGAGAGCGAUGUGUACGGGCCCGUGUUCGUCCAGGAGCCCGAUGAUGUCAUCUACCCCUUGAACUCCGAAGACAAGAAGUGUUGAUGAGCUGCGAAGCGAGAGGAAACCCCCCACCCAUACUCAGCUGGUUCAUCAACGGGACCGAGGUGGACCCCGAGGACGACGACCGCUACAGCCUCGUCGACGGGAACCUGAUCAUCAGCAACGCCAGCGAGACCGCCGACUACGAGUACCAGUGCCGCGCGACCAACGGCCUGGGGACCGCCGUGAGCCGCGACGCCCUGCUGCAGUUUGCCUACCUCGGAGCCUUCAGUCCUAAGACCAGAGGGGGCGUGUCCGUACGGGGAGGCCAAGGGGUGGUGCUCAUGUGCACCCCACCGCCACACUCUCCAGAGAUCAUCUACAGCUGGGUGUUCAACAAGUUCCCGUCGUUCGUGGCCGAGGACAGCCGGCGCUUCAUCUCCCAGCAGACGGGGAACCUGUACAUCUCCAAGGCCCAGCCAUCCGACGUGGGCAGCUACAUCUGCCUGGUGAAGAACAGCGUAACCAACGCCCGGGUACUCAGCCCCCCCACGCCCCUCACGCUCAAGACAGAUGGGGUCAUGGGCGAGUACGAGCCUAAGAUUGAGGUGCACUUCCCCCCGUCCGUCCUAGCUGCCAAGGGGCUCACCGUCAGGCUUGAGUGCUUCGCUCUGGGGAACCCCGUGCCCACCAUCACCUGGAGGAAGAUCAACGGCAACAUCCCCAAGAAGGCGCGCCUGCGGAAGUCCCAGGCGGUCCUGGAGAUCCCCAGCGCCCAGCUGGACGACUCGGGGACCUACGAGUGCAAAGCGGAGAACCCCCGCGGGGGCACGGCCUUCAAGGGCCACCUCCAGGUCUACACCCUCCCGCAGUGGAGUCGGCUGAUUAAUGACACCCAGUUGGACAGCGGGGAGACGCUCCACUGGGAGUGCAAGGCGGCAGGCCGGCCCAGACCCACCUACCACUGGCUGCUCAAUGGAUCACCCCUGAUGAUCCAGGACCGAGUGGAAGUGGUCAACGGGGAGCUGAGCAUUCGCAACGUGAUGCAGUCGGACUCCGGGAUGUACAGCUGCGUCGCCGAAAACAAGUAUGGAACCGUCUACUCCAACGCAGAGCUCAGGGUUUUAGCGUCGCCGCCUGUUUUCAUCCCCAACCCCGUGCGGGUCAUCGCCACCCUCGGUAAGGACGUGUCCCUCGCCUGCAAGCCCCGGGCCUCGCCCAAGCCCCGGGUCACCUGGAGGAGAGCGGACAGCCGACGGCUGCAGCAGAGCAACCGGAUCAUGCUGCUGCGGGACAACACGCUGAGGAUCGUGAACUCCAGCCGCGCUGACGAGGGCCACUACGUGUGCCUGGCUGUGAACACCUUCGGCUCGGCCGAGAUGACGGCCAUGCUCUGGGUGAAAGAGCCCAUGCGCGUGGACCUGAGCCCCGGGCGGCUGGAGGUGACGGUGGGGGAGAGUGUGGUGCUGAGCUGCAAGGCGACCCACGACACGUCGCUGGACGUCGGCUUCCAGUGGUCCUUCAAUCAGCGGCCAAUCAACUUCCAGAAGGACGGCGGCCACUUGGAGUACAUCCAGACCGUCAGAGCACAGCAGUCUUCUACAGUGGACUUGAUGAUCAGGAGCAUCCUCCUGAAGCAUGCUGGGAAAUACGGAUGCCGGGCCCACACCAGCGCCGACGUCGUGUUCGCCGAGGCUGAACUUCUGGUCCGAGGGCCUCCCGGACCCCCCGGGGUGGUGAUUGUGGAGGAGAUCACCGACAGCACAGCCACCCUCUCGUGGAGCCGUGGGCUGGACAACCACAGUCCCAUUAGCACCUACAACCUCCAGGCCCGGAGCCCAUUCUCCCUGGGCUGGCAGACCGUCAGAACAGACCCCGAGCCCGUUACGGGCACCAUGGAGUCUGCCAUGGCCGUGGACCUGAACCCCUGGGUGGAGUACGAGUUCAGGGUGGUGGCAAGCAACGCCAUCGGCACGGGGGACCCCAGCGCCCCCUCCAGGGGAGUGCGCACCAAAGAAGCAGUCCCGGCGGUGGCGCCGGCUAACGUGAGCGGAGGAAACGGGCGCAGGCACGAACUGGUCAUCUCCUGGGAGCCAGUGUCGGAGGAGUUCCAGAACGGCGAGGGCUUCGGCUACAUCGUGGCGUUCCGCGCCAACGGCACGCGCGGCUGGAAGGAGAAGAUGGUGACCUCGGCCGACUCCACCACGUACAAGUACCGCGACGAGACCUUCCCGCCGCUCACGCCCUUCGAGGUCAAGGUCGGCGUCUACAACAACAAGGGGGACGGGCCCUUCAGCGCCGUGGUCACCGUGUACUCGGCCGAGGGUGAGCCCAGGGAGGCCCCCUCGGACGUCAAGGCGUCCGGAAUAUCUGCCUCCGAGGUCAGGGUCACGUGGAGACCCCCCAUCCCCGGUCCUGGAAGACCCGAGCGCUACGAGGUGAGCUUCUGGAAGGACGUGGAGCAGCAGGAGCAGUCCGGAUCAAAGCGUCAGACUGUGAGGAACGAGACCUCGGUGGUCCUGAGCGGUCUGGACGGGAACAGUCUUUACCACGUCACGGUGAGGGGCUUCAACACCAUAGGGCAGGGUCCGCCCUCCGCUGCCACCACCGCAAGGACCCGCAAGACCCCUCCGGAGCAGCCCCCCAUGAACUUGAGGUGGAUCCAGGAAGGCAACAACGUGUCCCUGUCUUGGGACCCGGUCCGGGCCCAAGACAACGAGUCUGAUGUCGUGGGUUACAUGGUGUUCCUGCGCCAGGAGGGACGAGGACACAACCAGGUGACCCGGACCAUCAACCCCUCAACAGUGCUCUCUCUGCCCGAGGGGGGCACCUACAUCAUGGAGGUCCGGGCGCUGAGUGACGGAGGCGAGGGGGCGGUCAGCACCCAGGUCCGGGUCGUGACCUCCUCCGGUGUGAGAGCCAAGAGCUCCCAGGGCUCGGUGCAUCGCCCCGCCAGCAACCCCGUAUGGACCUCCAUCCUCCUGCUCCUCCUCCCGGUGCCUUUCUCUUCCUGGUGAGGAACCCCCCCCCCCCCCCCCCCCUCCCCCCCGACCCUCUCCACCAGCCCCCCCCCCCCACCCCGCUAGUGCCACCUCCCCCUGGGGGGCCUCCAGUCGACCGCCGGCUCCCUCGUCCCCCACCUCCGACCGACUGCUUGCUCCAGCCUUACCCCUCCACCACCACCACCACCACCAAGACCCCCCUCUGAUACCCAAACCGGAACCCCAAAGCAGGCACCAACGGAGGGGGGGGAGUCCGACAUUCCUCUCCCGACUCCCCCUCCGUGCCACCGCUCCGCAGACCCUCUGACUCGGCGGCGCUCUUUCCACUGUCACUGUAUUGUUGUGUACCGUAGCGUACGUCGCGUGGAAAGGUUCAGCUGCCGGUUGUACUUUUUUCCGACAUCAAACCUUUUUUUUUUUAAGUCCCGCCCAGAGUGACACCUCAUCCCCCCCCAACCCCUCCAGUCGCCCACAUCAACCCGCGAGCCCACCCUCCCCUACAGGCUCUCUGCGGGGGGGAUCGGGGGGGGGACCUAGAAGGGUGCCAGGGGGUGCCCCCCACACAGAUGCCGAACGUCUCCCGGAACUCUGUGGGGGCGGCGGCGACGACACGGGGGGCAGCGGCAUCUUUCCCCCCCUGUGUGUCUUGACGGGCGGUGCGGUGGCAGUGGCUACGUAGAGAUAAGUGCAUUGUUUUUUCUUAUUCAAACAUCCCAAGACGAGACGGAAGUAGACAAAGACAAAGAAGAAGAAGAAGAAGAACGCAAAAUUAAAAAAAAAAGGACCUUUUCUAUGGCUCAGAGAUUCUUGCUAUUUCCAGCGUUGCUUUUUUGUACAUUGUGUUACCUUUUAGAGACGCUAAAAAGCAGCCCAGUGGUGUGUGUCAGAUACAGUACAAAGUCAAAGUUUCAGUUGUUUUGGGGUAGUGAAAGCCUGCCGGGUGAUUUACUGGCUGUUGGUUUAGCGGCCGUAGGGCGGGGGCGGGCGGGUGUGUCCGCCUCUAGGGCCGAAGCGUAUCGUUAGACAGGUUAGGACUGAGACUCUGUACACGGUGGUGGUGGUGUCAGUACUAAUAAAUGUGAUGUAUAUUUUUAA
This is a messenger RNA of Gadus morhua (Atlantic cod), 4857 nucleotides long. RefSeq names its product contactin 5 (gene cntn5). Gene Ontology annotation, molecular function: cell-cell adhesion mediator activity. NCBI's taxonomy places the organism in Eukaryota, Metazoa, Chordata, Actinopteri, Gadiformes, Gadidae. Gene Ontology annotation, biological process: axon guidance; brain development; cell-cell adhesion. The record is from RefSeq and is a predicted model, not a curated record. Gene Ontology annotation, cellular component: axon; plasma membrane.